CGGAUGCCCUACAGCCGGGAGAGCCAAGGACCCGGAGUGCUGCCAGUGUGGCUUCUUCUGGGAACUUUUCCACAGGUUUGCUUGGAGACCACUGAGGAUGUGUGACCCCAACCAAGGCCCACCACAACCGUACCUUGCCGUAUGCCCUCCUGCCCCUUCAGGAUACCCUGGUCCUGGCAUGGGUGGUGGCAUUGCAGUUUGCCCUGCUGCCCCUCCAGGACACCCCGGUCCUGGCACAGGUCCCUGCUCUGGCAGUGUGCCAGUCUGCUCCCCACACCCUGCUCCGCCUGGCCAGCACCCCCACGGGCACCCCCCGUUGGGGCAUCACCCCCACGGGCACCCCCCGUUGGGGCAUCACCCCCACGGGCACCAGGAGCACCAUGAGAAGCACCAUGAGAAGCACCAUAAGAAGCACCAUGAGAAGCACCAUAAGAAGAAGCACUGCAAGCACCAUGAAGGCAAGCCCUCUGGUGGUCCGUGCAGCUCAAGCAGCAGCUCAAGCAGCAGCUCUGACUCUGACUAAAGGUCUGGCAUGUCCCACCUGCUCCGUGGUGAUCAGCAUAACAUGAGGCCAAACUCCUCUUGGGAACGCCUUGCGUGUCACUCCCCUCCCUCCCCCUUUCCCUUGGAACAAUGUUUUGCCUGCUGAUUUUUCUUGUGUGUAAGAGCUUGUAAAUCCUUUGACCUGGAAUCUCCGAGUCAAUGAACAACACUUCCACCCUCUAUCUUUUGGGAGAGCCUGCUGGAAGUCAUCACCUGCUGUUUUCCAA
Messenger RNA from Lonchura striata (white-rumped munia), 770 nucleotides. RefSeq lists its product as uncharacterized. NCBI's taxonomy places the organism in Eukaryota, Metazoa, Chordata, Aves, Passeriformes, Estrildidae. The record is from RefSeq and is a predicted model, not a curated record.